Molecule: messenger RNA, 1597 nt
Organism: Vombatus ursinus (common wombat)
Lineage: Eukaryota; Metazoa; Chordata; Mammalia; Diprotodontia; Vombatidae
Gene: LRRC14B
Product: leucine rich repeat containing 14B
Exons: 2
Coding region: 1-1551 (516 amino acids)
Cellular component (GO): cytoplasm
Source: RefSeq, a predicted model, not a curated record
AUGAAGUCUCUGAGGUUUGCAAGUGCAGAAGCCCUGGUGUCCAAUGCCCAGGUGGCCAGGGAGAGUCUGCGAAAUGUGGCGUAUAACCUCUACCCCCUCCUCUUUAAAGCCAGCUAUUUGCUGGAACAAGGAGAAGUGAUCCACGACCUGUUGGAAAACUGGCCACUAGCAGAAUUCAACCUCGGAAACCUGUUGGGGCCAACGGCAGAUUACCCAGAAGACCUCAGCACUCGGGCCUGCAAGAUCUGCCUGGAAGCCUGUCUGGUGGGGCUCAAAGACUAUGUGCUGAAUGACUCCCCGACUUACACCAAGAGGCUGAGAACAGCCAAUCUCACCGGCAUCCAGGAUGUGGAGGUCCAGCUGUGCAAAUGUCAGAGGUCUCUGGGGAGGUGGGGCCGGACCGGCCUCCUAGCCAGACUCUGCUUUGAUCUGCUGGUAGAGCUGCAGAGGCGACCAUUCAACCCGAGCAUCUUGGACAUCAGCAUCGACGUCUUCAUCAACUUCUUUGUCACAGAGGGCAACUAUGAGUGUGCGCUGCAGGCCCUGAUGGUGAGACGCCACUCCCCUCUGAAGGUGCGCUGCGUGGCCUUCCGGGCUGACAGCCUGGGCCUGAAGAAGCUCUUCUAUAUGCUGCGCCUGGUGGAGCCCGACUCUCUGGAGAAGCUGGAGAUGGUCCAUAACGUGCACAUGGAGAUGGAGCACCUACAGGUGUUACUCAGCCACUUGGACUUCCCCCGGCUGGUCUCGCUCACAUUGCCCGCGAGAGCCUUCAACGUGCGCCGGCUCCAGGGAGAAGAUGAAUCGAUCCUCACCGCCAUUGGGGAGAAGCUGAGCCGGAUGUCCCAGCUCAGGGAGCUCAGCCUGGCCUUUUCCAUACUGACGGGGAGAACUCGGAAGCUGCUCAGUCCCUUGAAAACUCCCCUGAAAACUCUGGACCUAUCUAACUGCUCCCUGAACUAUGCAGAUAUGGCCUACUUAGCAAAUUGCCUCCAUGCCCCCCAUCUGGAGGUGCUCGACCUCAGUGGACACAAUGUGGUCAACCUGUACCCAUCAACCUUCUUCAAACUGCUCAGCCAAGCCUCCUGUACCCUGAAGGUCCUGAUCUUGGAAGAAUGCAACAUUGAGGACAGAAACCUUACCAUGAUGAUUGUGGGUUUGACCCCCUGCCGGAAACUGCAAGUCUUCAAAUUUCUUGGGAACCCACUUUCCUCCCAAGCACUGAAAUGCCUCUUCAAUGUUUUCUGUCAACUCCCCAAGAUGAAAUCCAUUGAAUUCCCAGUGCCAAGGGACUGCUAUCCAGAUGGCGUCAACUAUCCAUUGGAUGAUGCCACCCUCUCCAAAUUUGAUCACCAGAAAUAUGAGAAGAUUACAGAAGAACUUCAUACAAUCCUACUUCAGGCCAAUCGGGAAGACAUCAAGGCUUCCACACCUCUCUUUGGAAGCUAUGACCCAGACAUUCAAGAAACAAGCAAUGAGCUUGGAGCCUUCUUGCUUCAAUCUUUCAGAGAUGCCCUAGAAAACUUUACCACAGCACUAAAAAAAAUGAAUUAAGUGCCUUAAAAGAAGUCCAUGCAACUACAUCACAGUGAGAUGCUUU